This is a messenger RNA of Macrosteles quadrilineatus (aster leafhopper), 1065 nucleotides long. RefSeq lists its product as uncharacterized. Gene Ontology annotation, molecular function: nucleic acid binding. The transcript has a single exon. Lineage: Eukaryota; Metazoa; Arthropoda; Insecta; Hemiptera; Cicadellidae. The record is from RefSeq and is a predicted model, not a curated record. Bases 1 to 1065 code for a protein of 354 amino acids.
AUGGAUCCUUUCACAAGUUCAGAAUAUGCUGAUAUGCAUUAUGUUUAUGGUUUUUGUUCCGGAAAUGCGUCUGAAAGUGUUCGCGAGUACAUUCGACGCUUUCCAGACAGGAGGAUUCCUGAUCGAAAAACAUUUAUUCGCGUCCACCAGUGUUUGCGUGAAAAUGGAAAGUUUCCCACCAACGGCCGCUUAGUUGGAAACUUUAUGCAAGAUGUCGGAUUGGAAGAGGCUGUCUUAGAACGGGUAAGUGAAGAUCCAAGGAUAAGUACGAGGACAUUAGCCCGUGAGUUUGGGGUAUCUCAAAAAUUUGUGUCAAAACUAUUACGAAAAGAGCGGUUGCACCCAUUUCAUUUCACGCGCGUCCAGAAACUCGAGCCGAGAGAUCCACCUCAGAGGCUCCAGUUUUGUCAGUGGAUCCGGCAACAUGACCACAUGGAUUUCCUGAAAACAAUUUUAUGGACUGAUGAAUGUACGUUUACGAGAGAUGGAGUCUUUAAUUUCCAUAAUGAGCAUCACUAUGCUGACGAUAAUCCGCACCUCGUUCGUGAAUCUAGGAGUCAGUCACGAUUCAAGGUAAAUGUGUGGGCUGGACUGAUAGGAAAUCGAGUGAUUGGACCAUAUCUUGACCUUCCUCCAACACUGAAUGGAGUUGACUACUUACAGUUCCUAACUGAAAUCCUACCAGAACUCCUGGAGGACAUUCCAUUGAAUUUGCGAGAUCGCAUUGUUUACCAAGCUGAUGGCGCACCCCCGCACUUCAAUCUCAAUGUACGUGACUAUUUAAGCAACAACUUCCGCUUGUGGAUAGGAAGAGAUGGAACCGUUGCCUGGCCUCCACGGUCACCAGACCUCAAUCCAUUGGAUUAUUACUUUUGGGGGUAUCUUAAACAAGAAGUUUAUCGGACGCCAGUGGAAUCAGCUGAAGAAGUGAGAAACCGAAUUGUCACAGCUACUGCACGACUAAGCAAUACGGUAAACUUGAAUGCUACUGUUAGAGAGUUGAGAAAACGUGUCCGCAUCUGCAUCAGACAAAAUGGUGGUCAUUUCGAAAACUUGCUUAAGUAG